GCGGCGGCCGGGGCUUCCCGUGGACGCGGCGGCGGCUCCGGACACCGGCGGCCACCCUCCUCCGUCCGUCCGCCCGUCCUCCCGUCCGUGCGUCCGUCCGUGCGUCCCUGCAGCCCGGCGCGGGGAUGUGGCCCUUGGUGCUGUGGCUGUUCGUGGGCUCGUGGUGCUUGGGUUCAGCCCAGCUACUGCUUAGGAAAGUCAAAUCUGUUGAAUUCACCGUCUGCAAUGAAACUGUCAUCAUCCCGUGCUUUGUCAGUAACGUGGAGGCUCAGAGCACCAAGGAAAUGUAUGUGAAGUGGAAACUGAACAAAACGUAUAUUUUCAACUACGACGGAAAUAGAAACAAUUCCAUUGUAGAAAGUAACUUUUCAAGUGCAAAGAUCUCAGUCUCAGAAUUGCUAAAGGGAGACGCCUCUUUGAAAAUGGAUAAGCGCGAUGCCGUCGUCGGGAACUACACAUGUGAAGUCACGGAGUUAAUCAGAGAAGGCAAAACGGUCAUAGAGCUGAAGUACCGCGUGGCUUCAUGGUUUUCUCCAAAUGAAAAGAUUCUCAUUGUUAUUUUCCCAAUUUUGGCUAUACUUCUGUUCUGGGGAAAGUUUGGCAUAUUAACACUUAAAUACAAAUCUACUCGAACAAGUAAGAAAAUCAUUCUGCUACUCAUCACCGGAUUAAUGCUCACCAUAAUUGUCAUCGUUGGAGCCAUUCUCUUCAUCCCAGGAGAAUAUCCAGUAAAGAAUGCUUCUGGACUUGGUCUCAUUGUAAUUUCUACAAUAAUAUUAAUAUUUCUUCAGUACAAUGUGUUCAUGACAGCAUUUGGGAUGACCUCCUUCACCAUCGCCAUAUUGAUCACCCAGGUGCUGGGCUAUGUCCUUGCUGUGGUUGGACUGUGUCUCUGUAUCAUGGCAUGUGAACCAGUUCAUGGCCCUCUUUUGAUUUCAGGUUUGGGUAUCAUAGCUCUAGCAGAAUUACUUGGACUAGUUUAUAUGAAAUUUGUGGCUUCCAAUCAGAGGACUAUACAACCUCCUAGGAAAGCUGUAGAGGAGCCCCUUAACGCAUUUAAAGAAUCAAAAGGAAUGAUGAACGAUGAAUAACUGAAGCAGAGUGAUGGGCUCCGGCUUGGGGAGUCAUGGAUGUGAAGGAAUCCACUUACGUUUAAGCACCAUGGCCUUGAUGACUCACUGUUGGGAAGAAGAAAACAAAACAAAACAAAACAAAAAAAAAGGAGCUGGCUUUCAUCUUUGAGAGAACAUGUCACUGACCCAUAAAUGGUUUUUACAGUUAAGUUUAUAUCAAAGCAGCUGUAAUUUAGUUAAUAAAAGAAUUAUAAACUGUGUUGUGUAA
Molecule: messenger RNA, 1341 nt
Organism: Jaculus jaculus (lesser Egyptian jerboa)
Lineage: Eukaryota; Metazoa; Chordata; Mammalia; Rodentia; Dipodidae
Gene: Cd47
Product: CD47 molecule
Exons: 11
Coding region: 126-1091 (321 amino acids)
Biological process (GO): positive regulation of inflammatory response; positive regulation of phagocytosis; positive regulation of cell-cell adhesion
Cellular component (GO): extracellular exosome; plasma membrane
Molecular function (GO): thrombospondin receptor activity
Source: RefSeq, a predicted model, not a curated record